Messenger RNA from Impatiens glandulifera, 1218 nucleotides. Its product is annotated as F-box protein At3g07870-like. The record is from RefSeq and is a predicted model, not a curated record. Gene Ontology annotation, molecular function: protein binding. NCBI's taxonomy places the organism in Eukaryota, Viridiplantae, Streptophyta, Magnoliopsida, Ericales, Balsaminaceae. The coding region runs from base 1 to 1218 and encodes 405 amino acids. The transcript is spliced from 2 exons.
AUGGAGAAAGAACUUGCUGGGAGCAGUACUACUACUUCAAUCUGGCAACUACCGAACCACAUCCUGGUGGAUAUCCUUUCUCGCCUUCCGAUCAAAUCUGUGAUUCAGUGCAGGUGCGUCUGCAAAUCAUUUCUCUCGGCAAUCUCUCAAGAUCCCGAUUUCCCUCCAUUGCACUUGUCCAGAUCCCCUCCCGAGCUCAUGCUAUACCAACAAAAUAUACAAUCUGAACAUCUUUAUCUCGUCGAUGACGAUGACGACAACGAGCAGCGAUAUCACCAUUUCAAUCUCGUCCACCUCAACAGAUCUCAUUCUCUCGAGCCCCUCAACUCCACCCCCGGCCUUCUAUGCUUUCACCAGCCGUUUUCCCUCAGACCCUUAGUCGUCUUGAAUCCUGUUACUCUCGAACACACUAUCAUCCCUACUCCUAUGCAUUCGAUACAUAAAUUUCAAUCUCAUACUCUGCAUUUCGGAUUCGGCUACAGUCCCCUCACUCAUAGAUACAAGGUCUUAGUCAUCGGUCACUAUAUCCAAUCAGUUGAUAGUACUACUCCUACUACUAGAACUCUUACUGCCAUUUGCACUGUCGGAGGCCUUUCUAGUUAUUGGAAGAUAAUUCAGGAUGCUCCACAGGUUUUCUCCAUCAGAUCAUCUCCUGUCUACCUCAACGGAUCUUUGCAUUGGAUAGUCACAAAUAAUUCUCAUUAUUACAUCCUUUCUUUCGACUUUGAUAACGGAAAAUACAGAGAGAUGGCCACGCCGCCUCCUUUUGACAAGGUGGAAGAGAAAAAGCUUGAUGAGCGCGUGACUACCAUUGUUGUCUUUGAAGGUUUGUUGACUGUAUGUGUCUUGAUCGAUCACAAAAGAGUAGACAUAUGGAUGAUGAAGGAGUACGGGGUUGACAAAUCAUGGUCCAAAGAGAUUGUUGUGGAAACGCCAUACCAUGUCUGGUCUUCAGGUGUAUACCCUCUCAAAUAUUUGAACAAGGAUAAAGAUUCAAUCGUACUGGCAUACAUGGGUCAUAAAACUAUAGUGACAUACCACCUAAUUGAGAAGAUGAUUAUCAACUUGAAUGUACUUCCUUUUCAAAAUGGUGGAUUAAAGCCAUUGAUGCAUGUUCCCAUCCUGCUCCCCCUCAAGGAUCUAAUCAUCGGAGCUCAUGUCCGUCGCAUAACUGAUGCAAGGCAUAAAUGGCAAAGAUGGAUGGAACUUGAAAACUAG